GGAGGAGCGGCGGAGGUGUGUGGGUGGCGAUGGCGGAGAGGGGGCUGCCCGGGCUGGAGGCCCAGCGGCGGCAGGUAGAGGGAGAGGGGCCGGGCCAGCCCGGGAGGAAGAGACCUCUGGGAGCGGGAGAGAAGUGGUAUUUGCUGGAAAAUCAUUGGUACAAGCAGUGGAAAGUUUAUGUGGAAUCUGGAGAUCAGAAUUCAAAUGCUUUCCCUGGACGGAUCAACAAUGCUGAACUCUUUGAAGAUUUGGAGUCUUACCGGUUGAAGGAUAGACUGGUAGAACAUGAAGAGUACAUUCUGGUGCCAGAGGAAGUGUGGGACAAGUUGGUGAGCUGGUAUGGCAUUGAACAUGGCCAGCCAGCCAUUGAACGAAAGGUGGUAGACCUUCCUAGCAUGCAGAAGGUGGAGGUUUACUUAGUGGAGCUGUACCUCUGUCAGCACAAUGAUGUAGACAACCAUGUGGUCGCUCAAUUUAGCCGGAUGGAUACCAUUGAUACAGUGCUAAAAGAGGCCCGGAAUCAGUUUUCAGUUCCAGCAGAAGAUGAAUCAAGACUCUGGGUGAAAAAUGCUGAUGGCUCCUAUGAGAGAUUGUGAUAAUGGAGAUCAGGAGUAAAGACGGUACUUGGCCCAGUUCCAGACCACAUAUCAUGAAGAAUUCCAUUGAUGAGGAAGAGCGGUACCAGGGCCAGCCAGGGAUUUGUGGCCUUACCAA
Molecule: messenger RNA, 714 nt
Organism: Ahaetulla prasina
Lineage: Eukaryota; Metazoa; Chordata; Lepidosauria; Squamata; Colubridae
Product: ubiquitin carboxyl-terminal hydrolase 11-like
Exons: 2
Coding region: 30-596 (188 amino acids)
Molecular function (GO): cysteine-type deubiquitinase activity
Source: RefSeq, a predicted model, not a curated record